This is a messenger RNA of Rhopalosiphum padi (bird cherry-oat aphid), 1798 nucleotides long. RefSeq lists its product as uncharacterized. The coding region runs from base 166 to 519 and encodes 117 amino acids. The transcript has 3 exons. Lineage: Eukaryota; Metazoa; Arthropoda; Insecta; Hemiptera; Aphididae. The record is from RefSeq and is a predicted model, not a curated record.
UUCAGGGCGUCAUAAUACUCAUUAUUAUUAUUGUUUGUCCAGUAACUGUAUAGUAAGUUAUUGUUUUGUUUACAUUCAUUUUGUUAAUUUAGCAACACAUUUAUUAAUAAUUAGAGACAAAUGCAUCAAAUAAAAAACCAGACUUUUAACAAUUAUUAAAACAGGAUGUCAGUGGUUCUAGAUGACAAGACAGAGUUUAUGACCAAUCCUUUUUAUGAUCAACACGAGCCGAGUAACUAUCAAAGUUUCUACAUAACUCUUGGUGUGUGCACAGUGUUUGCCUUUGCACUGCUCAUUUUCAACUUGUUUCUGUGUUGUUUUUCUAAGCACAGACAUUACUGGAGAAACAGCGAGACAGGUAAUCGUUAUAUAUUACCAAUUUGGAUCAAGACGCCUGCAAAACAAGCUCCACUCGAUCUGAGAGAGUUAGAAACAAACUUUUCAAAACCGAAACCCGUUUAUGACUCAGGGGUACCCCAAGAAUUUGUUGAGCUUCACAAGAAAGAGAGUGACAUUUGAAUUAUACAAUGAUUCACAUAUUUUCACCUUUGUUAUUGUUGUUGGCUAUGUUUGUACUGUUUGUAGUCAUUGCUAUGGUGAGGUAUGGAGGGCGUUUCUGCUCGGUACAUAGGGAACCAGUAAACUACAAUAAUUAUAAUGACGAAUAUGUAGAACAAGUAUCUUACGCUUAACUUAAUUUAAAUUCUUAAUCCCUUACAGUAUCAAAUAAAUAUGGGUUAGUUUAGUUUAAUUUUUACAGUUAAUAAAACAAAAUGUUAUUACACUAUGUCUUUAUGUUUAUCAAUCACUUUAUAACAAAACAUUAGUUAACUUUGAAAACAUUGAAUCAAUAAGGGGAGGUUAAUUAGAAAAAAUGUAGUUUCUUUUUUUUUAAUUUAUCAGUUAUUAUUUUUUAGUAAAACAAAUAUUUUGCAUAGACCAAUAAUAGAUUAAAAUAUAUUAUUUUCUAUUAUGUUGCACUCAACAACUCUAUACAUCUUAAUUUUAUUUAUAUUAUUUAGGUAUAGCACAAAUUAAAAAUAUUAAUAUUUUUUAAGUAAUUAUUCAGGAAUAAGUUUUAAAAUUUUAGUUGUUUUGAACUUUAUUGUCUUUAAUUAAACCUUAUUUUUUUUUAUUAUUAUAGCUUACUAAUUAUUGGUAAAUUUCUGGAUACUUAAGUUCAUAACUAGACUUUAUAUUUUUUUAAUUGUUAAAAAUAGAAAGUAUAAAUACUAUUAUUUUUUUUUAUACUUAAGUUAAGAACCAUACUUGGUGGUCAUAAAUUUUUUGUCAGGUAUCGAGCAUAACUGCUUUCCACCUUUACCAUAUAAGCUGUUGUUUAGUAAAGCCAGGUUACACAAGUGGGCUAUCUAGUAUGGUUCUUAAUUUAGAGUAGAUUUUGUUUAAUACUAUAUAAUAUAUAAACAAUUCCGUCCAUAUUGUGAUCAUAUAAUAUAGGUAUAAAUGUUUGUAUGACUUGGAUGACUGUAAAGUAACAUUUACACAAUGAUAUUAUAAAUUAAAACUUUUUACAUACAUAUUAUGUCUUCUAUAAUUUUUUAAAUAACAUUUUUUUUGAUCAAAUUUAGAUUAUAAUUAAUUGAAUAUAAAAAAACAAUAUUCAUAAUUGUAAUUUUUAGAUAUAUUUGUGAUUUUAUAUACAUUAAUAUUGUUUCUGGGGGAGUAUUUGAAUCUUGACAAUCAUCCAAUAUGUCAAAAUAUUUGUAAUCAUUAUAUUCAAUAACAAAGUAUUAUUUUUUACAAAUUAUAUUUUAUAAUAAACUUUUUUUAACAAAAA